Messenger RNA from Actinia tenebrosa (Australian red waratah sea anemone), 3140 nucleotides. Its product is annotated as laminin subunit beta-2. Lineage: Eukaryota; Metazoa; Cnidaria; Anthozoa; Actiniaria; Actiniidae. The record is from RefSeq and is a predicted model, not a curated record. Gene Ontology annotation, biological process: animal organ morphogenesis; tissue development.
GUGGAUGUUCAGAAGCAGGUUCUCUUACGUCAGUCUGUGAUGUUACCACUGGUUUGUGUCGGUGUAAACCCUAUGUCCGGGGAUCGAAAUGUGACCAGUGCAAGCCCAAUACCUUCAAUGUGGACGGGAAUUAUCCCAAAGGAUGUCAGUAUUGCUUUGGCUAUGGCCAUGCAAGUGGAUGUACCUCCGCCUCUGGUUUUGUUGCCACUAGGAUUGAAACUGAGUUUACAACAAGAAGUAAUCAUGGAUGGUCUACCGUAGAUGAGCAAGACAAUCCUGUCAGAAAUCUCACCCUUCUAGCCAAUGGAAGUCUUAUAGUUUCACCUCCUCCCUCUCAAACUGUUGUCUAUCUUUCUGCACCAGCUAAUUUUCUUGGAGACAGAUUAUGGUCCUACAAACAGAGGCUUGAACUUGAAAUGGCCAUUAGUCCUGGAGGUAACGAAAUCUUUAAAGCUAGUGACGUCAUGCUAGAAGGGCGUGGUCGUAAUGUAACACUGUUUAUGACACCCUCGCCAUCACCUGAUACGAAUUCCUACCACGUGGUAUUGGAUGAAGAACACGUGACCCCGUCCAAUUCUGUCACACCUUUUGAAUUCCAGUCCAUUCUCACUAAUCUGACGUCAAUCAAAGUGCGGGCACUUUACUUUCCGGGAGGCUCUGUAUCUUUCAAAAGAAUAUCUCUCGCUCAUGCUGUUAAGAACGAAACAGUUCCAGAAAACAUGCAAGUGAGGUUUGCGGAAAAUGCAUCAUGCCAUCAGAAUUACAGUGGACUCUCCUGCGAGACAUGCGCACCAGGCUACAAACGAGAGAUUCUUGGUGACAGUCCUUUUGGUCGCUGUGUGUUAUGCUCAUGUAACGGACGCAGUACUCGGUGCCACCCGGAUACCGGAGUGUGUACGAACUGUGAAGUAGGUACCUAUGGUGACCGCUGUGAACACUGUACUAAUAAUGUGCAAGGUCCGGACUGUACCCGCUGUAAGACAGGCUACUGGGGACUCUCAAGGAGUGGUUGUAGAGCUUGCAACUGCAGCGCUAUUGGUACCUUAUAUGGUAACACCUCAUUGUGUGACGAGGUCACUGGUCAAUGUUCUUGUAACGCGUCCAUGAACGUGGAAGGUCGGGCAUGCGACAGGUGUAAAGAGACAGCUUAUAGUGUCUCUGGCAACAGUAUUUCUGACUGCCGCGAGUGUCCAUCUUGCUACAAAUUCAUCCAAUCAGAUGUUCACAAACUAAGACCACAGGUAGCCCAAACACAAAACCUAAUAACACGAAUUGCACAGCAUCCCGUGAUGCUUUCCAACAAGAACUUCGCCCUGCGCUUCAACGAGUCUGUCCGAGAGGUCAUCAGCCUAGUAGGACACGCUUCUGUUGCUGCUCAAAAUGACAGCGCCUUCCGAGUACACUGGACAGCACUAGGCCAGGCUUUUGAUUCGUUAGAAUCACUAGUUAAGAAUAAUUUAAGUGAGACUGUGAACGCGUCGUCCUUGGUUGCAUUGUCGGCUCGAUCAAACUACCAAGUCAUAAAAGAAACCAUUACCAAGGUAGUUGGCCUUGUUAAGAAGGCUUACAGGGUGUUGAAUACGACUGUCGAUCAGAGGACAAGACUGGUUGGCGCACAGCUGGACUUGCUGAAAGAAAUGGCCGUCAACUUGGACAACCUUACCAGACAAGCUCUUCAUCUGGAGAAUUCAACCCUACACGCUAACACGACCAUACAUUCAGGAUCGCAAUACGCUGUUGCACGAGCUAACCUUACUGCAAUAAACGCCCGCACUGUACAGGAAAGUGAAGACGAGUUAAGUCCCUACCUUGAACCUUUACUAAGGAACGCCACAGAAACAAAGCGUCUAGGUGAGAAAGCCGUUGCGGAGAGCCUGGAGAGACUAGAGAAAGCUAGUUCCUUGUUGAACCAGACGAGAUCUCUUGCUUCAAUGGCUGCAACACCGAAUCCUGAUAACACAAGGACUUUAAAUGACUUGAAUAUGUACCUCAGCAACCUCGACGCAACCACAGCAAGAUACCUGAACAAUACUCGUACCAUCUUUGAAUCCAGUCGUCCUGUUGUGGCCCAGGUGAACUCGGCCGUCGUUCGUGCGCAAGAUCUGGUAUCGAAAGUCUCCCAGGUUGUAGAGAAUUCCACAGCCCAAGCUGCCAGUGCAGAGUCGUCCAAUCAGAUUGCGAAUAGUGCGAUCAAUCAAGCCAAUCAAGUGCACCAUGACGCGACAUAUAUGUUAGAUGUGAUUAAGAAUUUUGAAAGCGUCUCACACGAAGCGAUUCUUAGAGCGAAUGCGUCACUAAGCAAGACGGACACCUUGGAACAACAGCUCUCUGAAGUGAUUGGUAAUGCCUCGUCAAUCAGCGUCGAUGUUCAGGAUUCGGUCAAUGCUUCAAUGCGUGCGAUACAACUGGGAGGACUGUCUUACCAUCUCGCUGAUAAUGAGUCUAAGGUUAUUUCAGAAGAAUUUGUCCGCGUGAAGAAACUCGAGAACGAUUCACACCAAGCAGACAUUCUUCUUUCCAACCAAUCCUUACGCGAAUACAUAAAACGUCAUAUCGAACCUAAAGAAAACACAUGCCGCAACUUAACCAACAAAGCUACCAACCUCUCUACACAAGCCAACGCAUUGCUACACCUUGCCAACGAAACGAACUCCAAAGCUCAACGCGUUGUGGAACAGACGCAAAGAGCACUCAACGAAAGUAAAGUUCUGGCCUUGGAUGACCCGAACAACAGUAUACCCGAGCUGAACCAAGCAAUAGCCAAGGUACGAGAAAGUUUUGCCGCUCUUAAUCUUACUGCUAAUAUUACACAGCUUAGGGAUAGCAUACAAAUCCACAAAAGCAAGUUCCAGCAGAAUCAGCUUAGGAAAAAUACUUUGAUGUUAGAGAUCAAACGAGUAAGGCAGUUGAUUGACUCGUUUAAAGAAGUCAACAGAGAAUGCCAGAAAUAGAGCUAAUGAUUCAGUACAAUAAAAAACACAAUUUUAGAAGCAUAAGGCAGAUACAUUUUGUUAAUUUGUUUUAAGAUAUUUACUGCUUUGGAGUCUAACUAUAAAGUCCGCGAAAAAAUAGGCUAAAUUUAGGUUAGACAAGUCAAAUACGCACGAAAAAAACUUUCUUAAACUUGGAGCAUAUCGCUA